This is a messenger RNA of Seminavis robusta, 4731 nucleotides long. The record is from the annotation of a GenBank genome assembly. NCBI's taxonomy places the organism in Eukaryota, Bacillariophyta, Bacillariophyceae, Naviculales, Naviculaceae.
AUGGUCGGCUUUGGUUCUUCACUUCGCCUGGCAAGACGCCCGGGAUGGGAAGAAGCCUACUUGGACUAUGAAGCGCUCAAGCUGCUGUUGACUCAGAUUGAAGCCAUUUACGAGGAAGAAGCGCACUUGCAGCAACGACGACAAGAUGGACGAGAUUUGGAUGUCAUGUUUUACGACACUCCGCAAGGCCACGGAUUCACGACAUCGACGACAGCCGUCAACGAAACGGAACCAGCGGGCAAUGAUUACCGCAAGGAACUCUUUCUGGAAUCCGAUUCCGAUGCCGCCUUUGAAGCCCUCAUGAAGUAUGAUUACUACUCGGCCGAAGAAGAAGCAUCGGAAUUGGAACAACAGCAACAACUAGAACGGGAACAUCAGGCUGCCAUGCAAGCACAGUGGCAACUUCAUAUGUCCAGUCAACAACAACAACAACACAAUCAUAACAAUAGCAAUACAAUGAACAACAAUCCAGCGUCUCCCAUGGCCGCGACACGCCAGAACAACAACGACAACAGCAAUCACAACCGAUCUUCUUCCAAUACAGACUCCAUUUAUUACACUAGUGAACAGCAAAACUCACACCAGCAUCGAAGAGGCGACUCGAAUGCGAGUGGACCCAAUGGAGCGCACUUUUCGCUCGCAUCCUAUCAAGUUUCACGCCAUCAGGAUCUUUACCAUCAUCCUGAAGGAUAUGCCAAUAUGGACGAAGAUGAUGACGACGAUAGCAUUGAUAGUACUCCUCACAACAACUGUGUGCCUUCGGCUUGGGGAGGAGGAAAGACAAAGCGCAAACCGUCACCCAAGAAAAAGAACAAUAACAACAACAGAGGUCUCCACUUUCACGGCAAGAGUGGAGGAAGCCAGUUUCUUUCUCCGGCAGCUGAGAACGAUUUCUUUGUCACGGCUGGGUCCAAUGCCGAUGCCUUCAUCAUGGACAGCAGUUCCGAACACCAGCACGACGACUAUAGUACCGAUCUAAUGGCAGGACCCGUUACACCUCCUCCACCUGGAGACAACCUGAAGCAUCAUGCUUCCACAUCGGUCGCUUUUGCUGCUGGAACAGCCACGGCACCCGCCUCUGCCACUACCAGUAAUGCCGCCAAACAAGCCUUAGAAGAAGAACGCAAACAAGAACGACGGAAACGACGACAAAAGAAACGACAACGGUUGGCCAAGCGCAAAGCAUUGGAACGCAAAGUACCACGGCAUAUGCGUCGGGCGCAUACCAAAGCACGAGACAUUACCGAACGGUUCUUGGGUCUUCUACGGGCUGAAUGCGAAAAAGUCAUGCUGUUUGCGCAAUCGCGGUUGGGAGAAUUGGCAGAUACGUGUGGAUCGUUGCGGUUUCCCGCCAUGGAAGAUGAACAUUUGCAAGCAUCUUCAUCUCAAUCGCAAUCGCAUCAAUAUCAACAACACUAUGGCGAUUUGACAUCCAUCAUUUCCAGUCAUCAUCAUCAUCAUUCGUCAGCCGAGGCACCCUUGUCACCCACCACCAACAGUGGCGCAGCACGGACUACGCCGGCAUCCUACGAUUAUCCACUCUCGGAUGGUGGUAUGCAUUCCUCGGCAUCGUCGUCGUCGGAUGACGCGGCAGACGAAGAUGACACUGGUCUUCUCUUUUAUUGGUCCGAUUCCUCCAACAGUGACGACUCAGUCAAGAGUCGUGACAGUGCCAGUCCCAAUGUCCCACGAAGUUUGUCGGCCUAUCGGGAUUUGCAGCAACGUCGCAAGAUGAGAUCUUCUUCCAAGAAUCAUCAUCAUCAUCAUCAUCAUGCCAAGAACGAGAGCCACAGAAGUGCUCGCCACAAUCAUCACAACAAUGUCGUGCAAAAGCACGAAGGAUUUGAUUCUGCCAAGAGACACUUGGAUCAUUUCGAAAAGCUCCGCCGUAAUAAGCCAAUCUUCCAACGCAGCGGCAAUGUCAUGGGGGAAGAUCUCUUGCUGCUGUCAGCUGUGGACGAAGCCGAUGGGUACACUGCUGUGGGAGUGGAACUGAUGCAUGUUCUAAGGUUCAUAUGCGUCAAUCUGAUUGCUGUCCGAAAGAUUUGUCGCAAACACGAUCGAUUGCUCAUGAAUCGAAUGCUGGGUGGGUAUUAUCACCACCUCAAACUGUUGGCAUUCUCUGAAAGCAAUAGCAAAUGGAAAGAAAAUGGACUACGUGAUACGCAACGGUCCUUUCAGGACGAGCACGUUCAGAAUGCACAAACCCUUGGAGGACUGCUGGCACGUGAGUCGGCAGAUAUCUUUGAACCACAUCAUCCUCAGGUUAUUGGUCAAGUGCAAAACUACAAGUUGGUUGGUUUGUACGACGCCAAUCUGCAACAAUUAGCAAACUCAAGGACCGUACAAGUGAUCUCGUCAUGCCUUGUACUUGCGCUGUCUGAGUACGAAGUGUCUCGAUCUCGAGCCAAUGCCUUGGCGACACUAAAUACAACGGCAUCCGGCCUUCCUGCACCCCGAAGAGGCAGUUCGAGCCGAGAUUUUUUGCGCCACAGGCAGCAGCAGCAAGAUCAAAUGUCAACAAUGACCGGGGGCUCUUUUGCAGUAGGAGGAUCCAUGGGUCCCUUUGACGAAAAUGAAGAGUAUGCAAUGUGCGCGGAUUCGGAUGCACCGUCGACUGCGUCCAGCAUAUCGCUGACGAGAUUGCGCUUCACCGUUACCUCCAUCAUUGCUUUACGAGAAGCGGCGCGGCGGAAACAAGACGUCUAUCCAACGUAUCUCAGCCGAUCGAUGUUAGCGUUCACCGGGCGGGCAGUGGUUGGCGAGGGGCUCGAUGGGUGUUCCAGGGAGACACUUGAUUUCCUCGUCUCCUACAACCCCGACGCGGCAUUGCUGAUGGAUCCGUCAUCAUUGAAUGAUGGACUGAAGCAGGGUAUGUGGUCGAAGCGGUCCAUGUGUUCCGUGAUGACUUCUUCUUUGGCAGUUGCAACUACACCGGUGGAACUCCCAUACGCACUGUCCGGAAGGACGAUUCGGCAGCAAGCAAAGGCGGUCGUCUCUGCAGUGAACAUAUUACCAAAAUUCAAGUUUGUGGACGGCCCAGAUCUGUUUAAAGGUCAAAGGAACAAGCAGGCGAUCUCGGGCGUUGCAUUAUCUGACUAUGACUCCUUUCGGUCUAUACUGAGGUUGAAUCGGGCGUCCAAUUUCCUUUAUACGAUGAACUACUUCUGCGUCCAUCCCACUACGAUCACGUUUGUCUUGGCUCUCCAGCAGCCAGGAGUUCAUUCUGCUUUGGUUAUUGGAGCCCCCAAUGUUGCAGCCUUACUGUCAGCACUUUUUCAUUGCUACGUGUUGUCGGGUGACAGCAAAGAACCGCUAGCCAGGAUAUCUUCCCUGCGGUGGCUGUUCAUGCUUGCUGCACUCUUUGGAGCGGUUGGGAAUGCUGUGCAGGUUGUGGGGUUUUGGAAGAACAGCAUGUUGCUAGCAGUGCUUGGCCGCUUUGUCAUGGGAUUUAGCUGUUCCUCGAUCUUGCACCGCAACCUCGUGGCUAGCCUCUUGCCCAUGAAUCGUCUUGUGACCGAGACUGCGGUUCUAGUGCAGACUCAAGUCCUUGGUCAAUUGACGGGCUUGUUGGUUGGAACCCUCGCAGAAUACCUGCCUUAUCACAUAAGAGGAUGGGGCGUAAAAUCUUUGUCAAGCUCCACUUGGUUGAUGGCGUUUUGCUGGUUCAUGCAAUUCUUGUGUGUCUGUAUCAAUUUCAAAGUGGAAGACAGCGAGGAACAAGAAAAGCUCGAAGCCAACAAUGCAGCAGAAGUGGAACAGAUGUUAGCCAGAUACACGACUACAAACAAUCCGCAGCCACCCGAAAUGAAGCAACAGCAACAACACCAUGACUCGGACUCAUCUACGUCAGGGCAAGGGAAGUCGCACUCCUCCGGCCAUCGAACCUCCUUGCAACUCACGUAUGGAACAGGCACAGCUGAGGAACCGAUUCAAGACGACCCAAAGGAUACGUCAUUGGAUGAAAUGAGCCCCUUGAGGAAAAAGAAGAAAAGGAAAGGAAGACGAAGGCGUCGGACUCUGAUGUCUUUUCCUAGUCGAUUGAAGCGGUUGCUUGCCUACAGCGUUGCCGUUCCUCUUUGUUUCUUCAUGGUGCUUUACAUCAAGUUUGCCCAGGAAGUCAUAUUCUCAUCUUCGGCAAUCAUUUUGAACCGGUACUUCAGUUGGGGUGGAGGCCGAGCGGGUAUAUUCUUGUCAGGGUUGACCAUCGCUGUGCUUCCAAUGAACUAUAUCUGUGGCCACAUCGCUCAGAAGUACGAAGAGCGCACCGUCAUCAAGAAAUCUCUGAUUGUCCUCUUUGUAGGGUUGCUGAUCAUGUUGAACUAUGGGUCCAUAGUCAAGCUUGGCUUUCAGCUUGAGAGUCUCUUUACCGAGACGGAAGAAAGGAAGGCCGAGACCCUCUACGACUGGCUCAUUGGAAUUGUGCAGUACUUUGUCGGCUGCACCGUCACCAUUUUGGCGUUGACCUCACUGGACAGCUCCACACUAUCGCUGCUGUCCAAAGUAUCACCGCCUCGCAUCAGGAGCAGUAGCGUUGCUCUUCAAUUGGGAACAAUAGUGACAUUUUGCACUUUGGCCGCCAGACUGAUUGCAGACGUUCAGAUCGUCAUGAUUGGACUUUCCCAUCGAUUGAUCAACACUGAUCUAGUGAACUCCUUGGCCAUGCCGCUGCUAUUGGUCUGUAUCAUCAUUGCCCACUUGGUACGAAAGCAUUUCUUUUUCCUAAUGUAA